Synchiropus splendidus (mandarinfish) is the source of this 3235-nucleotide messenger RNA. RefSeq names its product DNA-damage regulated autophagy modulator 2b (gene dram2b). Gene Ontology annotation, biological process: regulation of autophagy; photoreceptor cell maintenance. The coding region runs from base 204 to 1034 and encodes 276 amino acids. The record is from RefSeq and is a predicted model, not a curated record. NCBI's taxonomy places the organism in Eukaryota, Metazoa, Chordata, Actinopteri, Syngnathiformes, Callionymidae. Gene Ontology annotation, cellular component: lysosome. The transcript is spliced from 8 exons.
UGUCAUCUUUCCUCCAUAGCGCCGCCACACUGUAGUUUUUCCGACAAAUGAAACCGAAACGUUUGACUUUCCUGUGAAGUUGGAAUGUCGAGGUGGAGUUUUCUUCCCAGGACGGAGUCUGGACUGCACUCGAGUGAAGUGGCGUCUUCUCUGUAACACGGAAGAUGAAACGGGUUUGAGUUGUUGAUAACCGAGGAGCAGUCAUGUGGUGGUUCCAGGAGGGUCUCUGCUGCUUGCCCGCCGGUCUGGUCAUCUGGACGGCGGCUUCCUUCAUCUUUGCCUACGUCACGGCGGUCUUGCUCAGACAUGUGGAUCCUCUGGUGCCGUAUAUCAGUGACACUGGGACAUUGGUGCCAGAAAGAUGUGUGUUUGGAAUCAUGCUGGACGUUUCAGCGGUUUUAGGCAUGGCAACAGUAUACGUGCGCUACAAGCAGGUGGAGGGUCUCACUCCCCUCAACGAGAUCUGCCUCCAUAAACUGAACCUGUCUGGACUCAUUCUGGGUUGGAUCAGCUCCUUUGGGAUGUGUGUCGUGGCAAACUUCCAGAAGACCACAGUGUUUUCCAUGCACUUAGUUGGGGCGGUCCUGACCUUUGGUGUGGGCGCCCUCUACAUCCUGACUCAGACACUGCUGUCGCUAUACAUGCAGCCUCAUGUGCACAGCAGGAGCAUCUACAUCAUCCGCCUCUUCAUUGGCUUGUGGACGCUGACCAGCAUCAUCAGCAUGUUUGUGUCCUCAGUCAUCAUGUACAGCAGUUUACCAGGGGUGGACGUUGCCCACAAGCUGCACUGGAUCCCUGGAGAAACGGGCUACACAGCUCACAUCAUCAGCACCAUCUCAGAGUGGUCUCUGGCUUUCUCCUUCAUAAGCUUCUUCCUCACCUACAUCAGAGACUUCCAGAAAAUCAACCUGAGAGCAGAAGUGAACCUCCAGGGCAGCCACCUCUACAACUGGCCACUUAGUGGCGCCUCACCGUCACGCAGCUCCAAGCCGGAGCCAUCGGAGUCCUCGCCCCUGUUAGCAGACAGCGCAUGACCUGGCAAGAAUCUGCUUUUUAACCCAGAGUGAUUUUUUUUAACCGAACCUACUUUGGACUGACCUUUCGACUAAUUUUAUGUAGCAGGGUUCUCCCGAGGAUUUCUCCUAGUGUAACAAGGCUGGGGAGAACCCUGCACAGAUCUGUACUGCCAAGGUCUCGACAUGAUCAGGAAUACUCUACCCAUCUAUCCUUCUUUCUUCUACUACUUCAGUGACUCUGUAAGUCGCUACUUUUUGUCUCACCAUCUGAACCCUGUGGCUAAUACAAUGACUUGGCGAACAUAUAGGUUUUUAUUGGCUUAAGAGUGCCAUGAUGCGCUUCUUCACAUUAAACCGAUGAAAUCGCAGGUGUUUUAUUUAGCUUGAAGUGCUCAAAAUGCAAAAUUUUUGCCCGAGUGUCCGCAACUCCGCCAAAAGAGCUGAUCUCCUGGAUGUCUGGACACGAGAAGAAGCAGCUGAGACCAGCUGAGGUGUUGCCGAAAACAGCACAUUUUGAGCGCUUUAAUGUCAAUAAAAGCUGUGAGGAAUUCAUGAUUCAAGUUCAGAACAUUGCUGAGUUUGUUUCAUGAGUCAACUAGUUUAGAAGUGAAACUCAUGGAUUUUUCAUCCGGGUGCACCAUUGACCUUUCUACGGCGCAUACAGCACCACUGCACCCGCGGCUUAUAGACCGGUGCAGCUUAUGUAUGAACAAGAUCUAUUUUCCUCCUUAAAUUUAGUGGGUGUGGUGAAUAUUCCGGUGCACUCUAUAGUCUGGAAUUUACUGUAAUUUACAUUGUAAGACUGGCAAGUCUACUCGAAAUUAACAUAUUACAUUUGGGGCCAUAUAUGGUCAAGCUGCUGAACAGGUUCGUCCUCUGACACAAACAUGAAGGGCCACUUUGCUUUGAAUAAAUUGGGAGCACACUAGCUGCAGUGAUGAUUCUCAGAUCAUACGCUGUGACCCCUCAUGCUCGUUCAAAAACCUCCUUCUUAUUCAUCAAGUCAGUCCAUUCACUCUCCAUUCUUUCUGGGGUUUCAUUCUUUCUGAUGUCUGCUGACCAGAGGAGCAGUGUUUUUAUACAAUAGAUGUGAAAUACUUAAUCGCACUUACAGUUGCUGUAUUGUUUUUUAGAUUUCAAAAUGCUGGCAGAAACUAUAACAUAUUGCACUAUUCUGGUUGAACUACCUGUAUAUGCUGCUGCUGUUUGUCUUUAACAAUGCUGGUCGCAUCAUGUAUUUUUAUUAUCUGCUUUUCAGUGCCUCUGUAAAGUGAAUAACUCCAUUGUUACUCUGUUUAGGAACAAAAAAAGCGACAUGACAUGAAAUCCUGACCCUUUUUUUUGACAUUGUAUUAAUAUACUGGGGAUGUUUUUUUUUCUUUGUUUUGGCCUCUGAGUAGCUUUUCUCUCAACAUUGUGUUUUACAAGUAACAUCCGACCUGCGACCUGCUCGACUUACGUCCACCCGUACUUACGACCGUGGCCAGAUGCUUAUUUUUUUUAAUUCAAUGCCUGGCACCGCAGCACGUAGCAGCGUGGCAUCGCGUACGACAGCACAGUAUACCAGCAUCUCACUCUCACACAGCGAUCUACCACUACAGUAGUACCUAUAACCCUCGUGUCACUAUUUUGAAUGGCAUUCCACUUAUGCCCAAUCUGACUUACGACCCGUCGGUCGGGACUGAUCCCGGUCGUAAGUCGGAUGUUACUUGUAUUUUGUAAUGCUGGGUGAUACAUUCCCUGUUGUCCAGCUUGAGGAAAGUGUGGGUUUAUGUGUCCGCCCGAUGCUUGUCAGGGUUUCCUCAUGGCACUCUGGUUUCUUCCCACUACUCCAAACUUGUUAACUGAUGACUAUCUAGGUGAGUUUCGGCAUCAUGUGACGAACGAUUGAACACAAUAUGAGCUUUAUUUUCUCAAAACUAUUAACAUUUUGUGCAAAGUGAACAUUGAAAGAUGGUUUAUAAUGUUUGGCAUCAACCAACAUUCAACAGUUUUCAUAUUUUCUUCAUUCCAUGAGUGACAAAAUACUUUCAUUAAAACAGCAGGGUGUUGACGCUGGAGCAGAUUUAAAUAAAAGCUUCACCAUAUUUACAACUAUUACCUACAAUAAAUAAGCAGAAGCAGCUUUGUUGAAUCGGAAAACUAUUUUUAAAAACCUGAUCGAUCCCAGUGAAGCAGCGAACCUCACCACAAUUACAAAAAUAAAAUUUUUCUUAAAU